This is a messenger RNA of Drepanopeziza brunnea f. sp. 'multigermtubi' MB_m1, 1221 nucleotides long. The record is from RefSeq and is a predicted model, not a curated record. Lineage: Eukaryota; Fungi; Ascomycota; Leotiomycetes; Helotiales; Drepanopezizaceae.
AUGACGGUGAACGUUUUCGCCGUUCCUGUGUUCUUCAUCGUCUUCCGAGAGACGAUCGAGGUCGCGAUCAUCGUCUCGGUCCUGCUCGCUUUCAUCAAGCUAACCCUUGAUGGCCCGAAUCAAGAUGCUACCAUGUACAAAGCGCUCCGCAAACAGGCAAGACUCCCCGGUUCCUGGGGAAAGAUCCUUGGGGUCUGGAUGGGAACCUUUGGUGGCUUCUUUAUCACUCUGGUCAUCGGCGGUGUUCUGAUUGGAGUCUUCUAUGGUGUAGGCCGCAACAAAUUCGCCAAUGCCGAGUACUAUUGGGAAGGCACCUUCGGUAUCAUUGCAUCGGUGAUCAUCACAUUGAUGGGGGCUGCUCUUCUCCGCAUCUCCAAGAUGCAAGAGAAGUGGCAAGUCAAGAUUGCCGAAGCCAUGGGAAAAGACCAGACCUCUCGUAAGGCCCUGAGCUUGAAGGAACGUAUGCAGGAGCGAUUUAAACCGGGCUGGUUCAGGCGGUCUCUUGGAAAGUAUGCCAUGUUCUGGUUGCCAUUCAUCACCGUUCUCCGUGAAGGUCUGGAGGCAGUCAUCUUCAUUGCUGGCGUCUCGUUCUCGGCCCCUGCGACCGCCGUGCCUCUUCCUGUUAUUGUCGGACUUCUUGCUGGAGUGGUUGUCGGAUUCGUCAUAUACAAGGCCGGUGCCACUUCCAAGAUCCAAAUUUUCCUCGUCGUCUCCACCUGCUUCCUCUAUCUCGUUGCCGCCGGUCUCUUCUCAAAAGCCGUCUGGUUCUUCCAAGCUCAAGACUGGAAUAACGCAGUUGGGGGCGAUGCAGCAGAAGUCGGCGCUGGACCUGGGUCCUACGACAUUGAUCAGAGUGUCUGGCAUGUCAACUACGGUAAUCCAGAAUUGAACGGUGGUGGUGGAUGGGGUAUCUUCAAUGCAGUGCUCGGGUGGCAGAACUCGGCCACGUACGGAUCCGUCAUCUCGUACAAUUGCUACUGGAUCGCCGUCAUCAUCGGCUUCGUCUUGAUGAGAUACAACGAGGCCAAAGGCCACCUCCCGUUGAUGAAGAACGCCGCAUUCACGAAACGCCCCCCAUUCGUCGUCAAGGCGAGAGCACCUAAUGAGAAAUCAGACCAUGGAAAUCCCAGUCCAAGCAGUGUCUCGGAGCGAGAUUCGAGCGAGAAGGGGAUACGAGAGGGUGUUUACGCUAUGCCAGCUAGGACUGUCUCGGAAGAGUGA